AUGGCUAGAGGCGCAGGCUGGAACAAGCCGCAAAGAGACAGGAAUAGUAGUAGACAGUCCAAGUUCAUAACAGGAGAGACAGGCCAGGUUCCAGGGGAUGUGGCGAAGGCAAAGUCCAGUAUACAGGUCCCAAAGUCUCAGUGUUCAGAUAACUGUUUACCAGGAACCCAGAAAGUCUCCAAGUCCAAGAUCUUUUGCUGCUGCUAUAAUUGUGUUCCGUGCGCCGCGGGGGAAAUCUCAAACAUGACCGACAGUAAAACCUGCAUGAAAUGUUCUGACCUUGACUGGCCCAAUGAGAAGAAGGAUCGUUGUGUCCCAAAGCUGCUGGAAUUUCUCUCCUACACAGAUGACACAAUCGUUCCGGUUAUUUCUGUGGUUUCCACUAUAUUUUCUUUCCUUACACUCAUGAUUCUUAUUACUUUUAUUCUGUACCAAGACACGGCCAUCGUGAAGGCCAAUAACAGAGACCUGAGCUUCCUUCUUCUGGUCUCCAUCAUGCUGAGCUUCCUCUGUGUCUUCUUGUUCCUUGGACAUCCCGUGGACCUCACUUGCCGGCUACGUCAGGUCUCAUUUGGAAUCCUCUUCUCAGUAGCCGUUUCUUGUCUUUUGGCUAAAACAGUCACAGUUUGCAUAGCUUUUAAAGCUACUAAACCCGGCAGCUCCUGGACACGCUGGAUUGGAAGCAAGUGGUCUAAUUCUUUGGCGUUGUUCUGCUCAUCCAUCCAAGUCAUAAUUUGCAUGGGUUGGUUGGCUCUAGCGCCCCCCUUCCAAGAGCUGGAUACUCAGUCCUAUCAGGGAAAGAUCAUUGUGCAGUGUAAUGAAGGCUCCGUUAUUGGGUUCUACUCUGUCCUGGGUUAUAUGGGGGUCUUGGCGGCUGUUAGUUUUAUUACAGCUUUUUUAACUCGGACAUUACCGGACAGUUUCAAUGAGACCAAGUACAUCACCUUCAGCAUGCUGGUGUUCUGCAGCGUCUGGAUUGCCAUGAUCCCGGCUUAUCUGAGCACCAAAGGGAAAUACAUGGUGGCUGUGGAGAUAUUCGCCAUAUUGACCUCAAGUGCUGGACUUUUAGGGUGUAUAUUCCUCCCAAAGUGCUAUAUUAUCCUCUGGAGACCAGAACUUAACUCCAGAACUCAUUUACUGGCGGGAAGAAGAGGAUGA
Molecule: messenger RNA, 1158 nt
Organism: Hyla sarda
Lineage: Eukaryota; Metazoa; Chordata; Amphibia; Anura; Hylidae
Product: vomeronasal type-2 receptor 26-like
Exons: 3
Coding region: 1-1158 (385 amino acids)
Biological process (GO): G protein-coupled receptor signaling pathway
Cellular component (GO): membrane
Molecular function (GO): G protein-coupled receptor activity
Source: RefSeq, a predicted model, not a curated record